AUGAAGUUCCUGAACUGCCGUAAUUGGCUUGCUACGGCUGCCUACAUAUCUGCUGUACUGUCUUUGAUAAUUAGUGAGGAUACCGUUGCUGAUUCAUCAGAGAAAUUGGACAUCGACGGUCUUAAUAUCAUUCUGAAUGUUUUCUACUCCAUUAUCAACGCCCCACUUACUACGGUUCGUGGAGGCUUGGAAAACAAAGGUAGCUUCUAUGUUUCAUCAACGAAAGGUUCGAUAGCCUCGGUAUCGGUUGAGUCUGGGUCAGUCCAUAAUUCUGGUAUGGUAGCUUUUGACUCUUUAGAUGCCAACGGAGUGAGCAAGUACUCUAUGGGAUCUAUCGAGAGCUUUACUAACGAUGGCCAGAUGUGGCUUGGUAUCAGCUCCCACUCUGGAGAUUCCCCUAUUGAAAUUGGAGGUGCCCAUGCUUGGGUCAACAGCGGAAAGUUAUUUCUUAAGCAGGCUUCAGGGGCCUCUUCUGAAGUAAAGAUUUCUCUGGAGGCCGGAACGAUCAAGAAUGUUGGUAGUAUCUGUCUUCAGCGUUUGGUAUGGCUGCAAGUCACAGGCAUCCAAGGUUCUGGAUGUAUCAACAUCAUGGAUAAUGCAGACCUUCAACUUCACCCCAAGCGGAACGAAGUAGGUGCCGAGCAGACUAUCUUUCUCUCUUCCCCAUCUUCGAAAUUGUCUAUUGUUGGUUUAGCACUUGGUGACAAGACGGCCCCAACUUUCAAGGUGGCUGGAUUUGGAGGCAGCAACGAGAUCUAUUUCGAUACAGAGUUUUCAGGGUUCGAGUACCUGGAAGGGACUGGAAUUUUAAAGGUUGAGUUUUUGGCUGAGAAACAAACCGUGCAAUUCUUUAUUGGAAAAGGCUACUCGAAGAAGGGUUUCCAUACCAAUGGUGACUCUGGCACUGGAAGCAUCAUUACUUACGUCGACACCUGUCCAGGUUCUUCACCAGCCUUUUGUACGUGCCAGGAUUUCCCUAACGUACCUCAUUCCCCACCAACUACGUCGAAAGAAACGGUAUCAGACUCUCCUUCCACUUCUAGCGAGGCCCAUGUCACCAGCGAAGGGCCUGCUUCUUCAACAGAAUCAGAGUUAUGUUCUGAGUCUGAGAUACCAGAGCACUCUUCGAAACCAGAGCAUUCUUCAAAACCGGAGCACUCGUCGAAACCAGAGCACUCUUCCAAGCCAGAGUACUCAUCGAAACCAGAAUACUCCUCUAAGCCAGAGCAUUCGUCAAAGCCUGAAUACUCUUCGAAACCAGAACAUUCUUCUAAGCCAGAGUAUUCUUCGAAACCCGAAUAUUCUUCCAGGCCAGAGCAUUCUUCAAAACCUGAACACUCUUCAAAACCAGAGCACUCCUCCAAACCUGAACACUCUUCCAAGCCAGAACAUUCUUCCAAGCCAGAGCACUCCUCUAAGCCAGAGCACUCCUCCAAGCCCGAGCACUCUUCUGAAAGUGAAUGUACGUCUACCUACGAUUCUUCGUCGGUAACUGACCAUUCUUCCCAUGGAGAGCAUUCCUCGAUUCUGGGCCAUCCAUCCGUCUCAGAAGGUCCAUCUGAUUCAUACUCAUCUUCAAAGUCUUCGUCUGUGUGGCAGUCUUCAAAGCCAGAAAGCUCUUCUGAGCCAGCACCAUCUUGGUAUCCAAGCAGCUCAGUUAACGAGACUUCAAAGCCUGAUACUUCACUUCCAGAAACCUCUUGCGAAGAGACUUCAUCAAUCCAUUCAGUUCCAUCCGGUGGUGUGCCUUCUAGCAGUUUCGACCUGACACUGUGUAUCACUUCUACAGCUUGUACCACAGUUACUCUGUGUGACAGUUCCAACGAUUGCACCACAGUUACUCUGUGUGAUACUUUCACCGACACAGUCACUCUGUGUGAUACUUUCACCGACACAGUCACUCUGUGUGAAACCUCUACUGAGUGCAAAACGGUUACUCUGUGUGACUCUCUGAACCACUGCAGUACAAUUACUCUGUGUCCUGAGGAAUCAUCAAUCACUUCGUCGCCAGCUGAAUGUACUGAAUGUCAUACUUCCACGACGACUGUUUGUGAGACCGACAGCGACGGCUGCACUGUCACAAAAACCAUUAUUGUUUGUGAAACAACGGCCGCAGAUGGAAAGCCUACGACAGAAACUGUUAUAGUUUGCGAAACCACAGAUUCGAAUGGCAGUUUGACCACUGAGACUUCGACAGUCUGCGAGACAGAAACUACUACAAGCUGUGACACUGAGACUUUGACAACUUGCGAUACCUGCGUUACUACUCAUGACCUCUCUACGUUUACCACGACAAUCUGUUCCACAGGUCAUGAUGGAAAGGAAUCUACUAAGACUGUGGUUGUUUGUGAGACAACUGCUCCUGACGGACAUUUGACCACAUACACCAGUGAAUGCCCAGAGUCAACCUUGGUAACUCUUACUGAGCAUGGUACCAAGACAACUGCUGUUGCAGACAUCAUUGAAACGACUAUAGGUGGUGAAGUUACCUCCAUUACUUCGAUUCGCUCUCCAUCCAACGAAAGAACAUUUACCGCUGUCCACGAAACAACUAAGGGCAAUGGAAAGGUAGACACUGUACUGGAUGUCAUUGUCGUUGAAACAAACCCUGCUGGUAAGCCGCAAUCAAAGACUGUUGCAGGCCAAGCAGUGACUCCAGGUGCUGGUCAACAAGCUGGUGUUUCUACAGAGAAGGCUGGCGCUGUGACAACUCUUGAGUCCGUUUACACUUCAGGACAAGGUGUUUCCUCUGGCGCUCCAUCGGUUGCACAUUCUGCUUCUCCAUCUGCUGCCAAGUCAGCUGAACCAAGCGUCCUCGAAGGAUCUGGUUCAGUCCGUGACUUCUGCAACAAUUGGGUGCUUCCUUUCGUUUUGUUUGCAGUCCUCUAG
Candidozyma haemuli is the source of this 2889-nucleotide messenger RNA. RefSeq lists its product as uncharacterized. The transcript has a single exon. The coding region runs from base 1 to 2889 and encodes 962 amino acids. The record is from RefSeq and is a predicted model, not a curated record. NCBI's taxonomy places the organism in Eukaryota, Fungi, Ascomycota, Pichiomycetes, Serinales, Metschnikowiaceae.